AGACUUAGAGCAAUGUUGCCUUUUUAACGCAUGUGAAUCUUGCUAACAAAAUUUUUUGAAAUUAUAUUAAUAAAUAAUAUAUAAAAAUUUAUAGUGAACUCCAUAAAUAAACGUAUUUAUGCGAAAUUUAUAUUUGCAAAUUGAAAUUGAGUUCGUGAAGUUAUUUUUAGUUGGUACCAAAGGCUUCGUCGCCGGGCAGCAGUAAUACGUGACAGCAGCUGAAAUUCUGUGUAAAAUGCAAAAUAGCCGCAACAGUCUUCCAAUAAUAUUGCAAUAAAACUUUAACAUCUUCCAACAGAAAAUAAAAAAUAAAAAUUUUGACGCCAGUAGACAUAAAACUUAUUUGGAUAAAAUAGGUUUUCUAAAGCAACACACGAGACUACACUGCCAGAUACUCCGCCCGCCAUCACCAUGAAUAACAAGUGCCCAAAAUUGAUUGAUGUAUAUGAUAUAAGCGAUGAUUUGGUAAAGAAAUUAAGUGAUUGGAAAUUAAUUCAUAUUAUAUCCGGAAAAUUUAAUGAACUAAAAGAGAACUAUUCUAAAGUAAACUUUGUCGAACACGCCCUAAUUGACUUCAAAUAUAUCGAAAAAAUAUUCUUGAAUACUAAACUGCGUGAGGAAAAAUGCAACAAAAAGAGUUCAGAGUUUCGGAUGCUGGGGAAUGAACAAUUUUCGCUUAAGAAUAGACGAUAUUUUCAGGCCUUGGAAUUAUAUAAUAAGAGUAUAUGUUUUUCUGAACCCGAUUCAGAGAACUUGUCGAUCGGUUAUGCCAAUCGUUCCGCAGUGCUAUUCGAAUGGAAACGUUAUCGUGAGUGCUUAACCAAUAUUCAAUUAGCACGUAAAGCUAAUUAUCCAGACAGAUUAAUGCAUAAAUUGGAUAAACGUGAAAAGGAUUGUAGACAGCUAUUAGCCACGCAACCGCCUGAUAUUCAACCUUAUGAUUUUCAGAUGCCUUUCGAUCCACAUCCACAAGUACCCAAUAUAGCAGAUUGUCUCGAACUACGUCAUACUGAUGAAGAAGGACGUUUCUUAUAUACUAAUCGUGAUCUAGUCGUUGGUGACCUUAUAGCCACUGAAGAACCAUUUUGUUCUACACUGUUGCCACCAAUGCGUUAUAUACGCUGUGCCACUUGCAAGCAAGAAAACUAUCUUACGCUCAUACCUUGUGACAGCUGUUGUUCAGUAAUGUUCUGCUCGGAGGAAUGUCGCGAUCGAGCCACUGCGACUUUUCAUAAAUAUGAGUGUCCUAUUAUUGAUCUGCUAUAUAAGAUGUUUAAUAAAAUACAUGGCAUCGCUUUGCGAGUAUGUCUUACAGCAAUAGAACUGUUUCCUACUAUAGAAGAGUUGAUUUCAUUUUGUGAUGAUCCUGAAAAUCAAAACAAAUCAGCUUUUGACUUAGAUUAUACGAAUUUUACACCACGAGAGCAUUAUCGUGCUAUACACGGUCUUGUAACAAAUCAGCAUUUACGUUCAGUAUCAGAUUUAUUUCAACGAUCUGUGGUUUGUGCCGUACUGAAACAUUUUAUAAUUGAGUAUACACCACUUAAGGAGUUUCUUGGCGGUGAUGAAGGACAAAACUUUUUUACAGAAUUAUUAUUUCGACAUCUUCAGACAUCUCCAUCAAAUAUGCACGGUAUAGAUCUCGUAGAACAAGUUAACGAAACAAAAGAUGAUCAAACUCAUUCAUCUGGUGCAUUCGCACUUUUAUCA
Teleopsis dalmanni is the source of this 1710-nucleotide messenger RNA. RefSeq names its product SET and MYND domain-containing protein 4-like. The annotation marks the transcript as partial. Gene Ontology annotation, molecular function: protein binding. The transcript has 2 exons. The record is from RefSeq and is a predicted model, not a curated record. NCBI's taxonomy places the organism in Eukaryota, Metazoa, Arthropoda, Insecta, Diptera, Diopsidae.